AUGGCGGACCUGCCGCGCGACGUGAUCGAGAAGAUCCUUGGUCAUCUCGUCAGAUCCGACGCGGAGAACGCGCACGUCAACCUCCGUGCCUUUGCGUCGACGUGCAAGUCGUGGCGCUCGGCGCUUCACGAGGACGCGCCCGCUUGGCACGAGGCCUUGCUCUGCAGGUUCGGGGUCGUGGACCACCCGCCGGAGCCCGCGACGCUCCAUCCGUUUCACGACCGGAUCCAGACGGACCGGGUCAGGUUUUCCUGGGCGAACACGAUCGAGCGAUGCGGUUCAGACCCAGAACCCUACGUCAAGGGCGCGAGGGGGCUCUACCUGGCGCAUCUGAACCUCUUCGGAGACCUGCCAUGGCGCGAUCUUCGGCGAAUGACGCGCUCGUGGCAGAGGAUCACGAGCGCGCGCGCGGGCGGGACCUGGCAUCACAUCGCGGAAUCACCGACGAAGUACGACUCCGCGUCGGAGCUCUGCAGGGAGCUGUGGCGGAGCGACCACGAUUGGUACGUCCGGUUCGUCUCCGAGGAGACCCGAGCCGCCCUGAGGGACGAGGAUUGUCCCUUUGGCAAGAGAGACGAUAUUUACGACUUGCCGGACGAGCAGCUCGUCGAAGUCGAAGUCGGAGACGGCGCGAACGCCGCCGGCGACGCCAAACGCGGGUCGCUGUACAACAGGUCGCUGCGGUCGGUCGCCGGACCAAAGACGAAGCAGGAUUGCGAAGACUUUUGCGCGAAAGCGAUUGAGGAUGGGCCGCCGGGGGACAAGCGCCCGUUGAAGGCCAUGCACCCGUCCGCGCAGCUCAUGUUCCGGCUGCAUGAUGGGCAGGCGCACGUCGAGCAUUUGUUCGAGGCGGAGAUGCACCUCAAGCAUCUCACCCCGUGGGUGUUGUACUACAAUGGGGACGACGUAGAUGAUGUCAUCUACGACAACGAGGAAAUGCAGGCGCUCUUCAACGGGCUGCUGGGCGGAUACCGCGUCUACGACGUGGAUGUCAACACCCGGUUGCUCUCGCUCGAUAUCUCGUACAGGUACAUGCAACUGCUUCGGAAGAUACGCGGGAUAUCCGGGGCGAAAGGCCUGGAUUUUCCCCUCACUUGCUCGACGGAUAUGCGUGAAGGCGUCUACGUCAACGCGAAAACUGGUAAGGUUUGGUCCUACGUCACGGAUCAGAGCGGCCAGAAGAGCGGGAUAUUCGCGCACCCUCCGGGAAUGGACGUCGUGGACUGGUUCGAGGAGUUCAGCAGGCGCGUCGGAUUCGGGAUAUACGCGGUGGAACGCGAGGAGGAUGCGAUGGAAGACGAGUCGGGAGACUGGCGACCCACGUACCUGUGCCAGUUCCCGACGCGAAGCCGAGUCGCGCCGAUCGAAGCCCCCAUCCCGACGGCUCGGGACGUCAACGAACGCCAGGAGGUGACGAUGUACGAGGAAACAUCUAAGAACGCUGUGCGCGUCGGGGUUUCGACGGUUUAUAUGCCCUUCUGCGACGCGUGGACGUACCGAGUGCGCAUGUCGCUCUUGUCCAUUGCCGAGCAGGAGUCUCGAUGGGCGGUGGAUAACCCGAGCGAGGAGUCCAGGCUCGCCAACCCGUUUCGACCUCUCAAGUCGGUGCAGCUCACCAGACGGCUGUGGAUCAUCACCGACGCGGGCGGACACGAGGAACGGGUGGAGGGCGAGGCCGUGAUUGGCGAGUACCCGAUUUUGACGCCGGGCGGGUGUCCGUUUUCCUAUCAGUCGCAGACCAACCUGCCGGGCGGCGGGCCGGGGACGAUGAGUGGGGGAUUUUACUUCGUCGAGGGGACGAUGGAGCGUCCGACGGGGUCGGAGUUUUUCGCAAAGUGCCCGCACUUCGUGCUGACCAGGCCGAGGUUCAUGUUCUAA
Micromonas commoda is the source of this 1878-nucleotide messenger RNA. RefSeq lists its product with no specific name. Bases 1 to 1878 code for a protein of 625 amino acids. Gene Ontology annotation, molecular function: protein binding. The record is from RefSeq and is a predicted model, not a curated record. NCBI's taxonomy places the organism in Eukaryota, Viridiplantae, Chlorophyta, Mamiellophyceae, Mamiellales, Mamiellaceae. The transcript has a single exon.